Rana temporaria (common frog) is the source of this 1700-nucleotide messenger RNA. It is a transcript of the gene TIMM22, whose product is annotated as translocase of inner mitochondrial membrane 22. The transcript is spliced from 4 exons. Gene Ontology annotation, molecular function: transmembrane protein transporter activity. The record is from RefSeq and is a predicted model, not a curated record. NCBI's taxonomy places the organism in Eukaryota, Metazoa, Chordata, Amphibia, Anura, Ranidae. The coding region runs from base 230 to 829 and encodes 199 amino acids. Gene Ontology annotation, cellular component: TIM22 mitochondrial import inner membrane insertion complex. Gene Ontology annotation, biological process: protein insertion into mitochondrial inner membrane.
ACUCGACCGCUGUCACACAUUGAGGCGAAUCUGCCGCUCUCAUUGAAAAGACUCCUCUGGUAUGCGGUCUCGCUUACACCCAGUCCUGAGGGAAAAAUAAUCUGUGGACCGUACAGACGGGAGAACACUAUCCGCCACGUUCUAUGGUUUAUCAGCCGGCUCCAGUGAUUUCCUGACUUCGGCUCGCUGUGUGGAAAGUGCUGGACGGAAUCAAUCACGUGGGAGUGUCAUGGCGGCGCCCGGUGGAAGCUCCAUGUUGACCCCCGGGAUCGGUGCUCAGUCCCCCCAUAUAACCCCCGGGGAUGGCACUCUGCAAUACAGUAUGAUAAUGGAGCACCUUGUGGGUGAUAAGAGGAGACCGAAGGAGAUGAUCCCGGGGGGCCUCGGAGGGGUUCUCACACCCAUCAAAUCCGAUGAGCAGAAGACGAUGGAACGGGUGAUGGAGAGCUGUGCCUUCAAAGCGGCCCUGGCCUGUGUGGGGGGUUUUGUCCUGGGUGGUGCCUUUGGCGUGUUCACUGCCGGCAUUGACACCAACGUAGGUUUUGAUCCUAAGGAUCCUUUGCGUACGCCUACUGCCAAAGAGGUGUUAAAAGACAUGGGACAGAGGGGAAUGUCCUACGCCAAAAACUUUGCAAUAGUGGGUGCGAUGUUCUCCUGCACAGAGUGUCUGGUGGAAUCAUAUCGAGGGAAAUCUGACUGGAAGAACAGUGUGAUGAGUGGCUGUAUAACUGGGGGUGCAAUUGGCUUCAGAGCUGGCCUGAAAGCUGGUGCUCUUGGAUGUGGAGGAUUUGCUGCCUUUUCUGCCGCCAUAGACUAUUAUUUGCGAUAGUGGAUUUGCGCCACUAGGUGGCGCUGCUGCAUCACGGACCAUUUUAUAGAACCACUGAUUGACCAAUGAGCAUGCCUGCAACAGGGACUCUUCCAAGAAAAGACUUUUUAUCAGUUGUUCUGUCAAGAGAUGAUUCCUUAUGACAAGCAGAGACAUCCCCUAUGAAGAGUGUUGGUGUAUUAUAAGAUGUAAUACAUAUUUAUAUGUCUAGUGUAACACUAGAUUUUCCAGUGUGUUAUUUAUGUGAUCUGUAUUUGUUCCUUCACUUUUCAUAUGAUCGUUGGCUGUGAUUUUAUAUCUACAGAGAUUUUGGGGUAAUAGCUUCAUCAGUAAUAUAUUCUAUCAGCAUAGCAGUGUAACCCUCUCCCUGACACAAGGCAUGCAGUGGCACAGAACUGCUUCCAGCUGGCCAGGUCAGUAUGCCUAAAGCCAGUCAUAUGUGGGUCGAAAUUGGUCUGGUUGAGCAGUGACCGGCCACACUUUGAUCCAUAUAUAGGCAGGCUAGUUGUCUACUGAUCGACUUCUGUACAACUAGCCUGUAUUUUUGCACCUUUUCUCCAAUCAGCCUAGCAAUAAUACACUCCUACAGAUGAAUGAGGAAGUGAAAAAUCUAACAGGAUGUGCAGUUUCUAAACAGUAGAUAAAGGUGAAUACAGCAGAUAUCCAUGUAAAACUUAUGUAGGGAUAUUUAUCACCUAAAGCUGUUCACUGGGUAUAUGUGAGGGUUUACAUCCACUUUAAGGAGGGGGUGGGCUCACUUCAGGCAUACCUGCCCCUAAUCUACCCAUUAUUACAUAUUUGCGAAUGUGUGCAAACUAAACCCCUUGGUUUUAAUGUGAACUGUUAGGACAAUUUGUUUUUGGUGCAGGCU